Ilyonectria robusta is the source of this 2328-nucleotide messenger RNA. RefSeq lists its product as uncharacterized. The transcript has 8 exons. Lineage: Eukaryota; Fungi; Ascomycota; Sordariomycetes; Hypocreales; Nectriaceae. The coding region runs from base 1 to 2328 and encodes 775 amino acids. Gene Ontology annotation, cellular component: cytoplasm. The record is from RefSeq and is a predicted model, not a curated record. Gene Ontology annotation, biological process: threonyl-tRNA aminoacylation. Gene Ontology annotation, molecular function: ATP binding; threonine-tRNA ligase activity.
AUGAAAUGCCCCUGCCCCGCCAUCCCAAUGCUCAACUUCUCCCACUACAUCUCCAACACCAGUCGAACCCACAUCAUGUCGUCCAAACAAGCUGAGGCGCCCAACCUGGCUGAUGGCGCUCCCGAGCAGAGCCUCCCAUCUCGUCCUGCGAAGCAACCCAAGGAGAAGGCCCCCAAGGCCAAGAAGCCUGGUCUCGAGGCUGGUGCCCCUCCUUGUCCUUCUUGCGAUCACCUACCAGAACUGCCCGCAUUCAUUCAGUACCGACUAGAUAUUUUUGAUAAGAUCAAGGCCCGCCAGGACGCUGAGAUUGCUGCGAAACCUCGUGAGGAGAUUACCGUCUCUCUACCCAGUGGCAAAGAGGAGAAGGGCACUUCAUGGGAGACUACCCCUGCCGCCAUUGCCAAGAGUAUCUCUAAGUCUUUGUUUGAGCGCACUGUCAUCUCCAUGGUUGACGGUGAGCUGUGGGAUCUGACCCGACCUCUGGAGAAGAGUUGCAAUCUUGAACUUCUCGACUUUGAGCACACCGAAGGCAAGAAGGUCUUCUGGCAUUCGUCAGCGCACAUUCUUGGUGAGGCUGCUGAGCGUCGUUACGGAUGCUACCUCUGCAACGGCCCGCCUACCACUGACCCUCCCGGUUUUUAUUACGACAUGGCGAACAUGGACGGCCAGGCAAUUGCUGAUGAGGACAAGAAGGCCCUGGAGUCCCUCUCCAGCAACAUCAUCAAGGCCAAGCAGCCAUUCGAGCGUCUUGAGAUGACCAAGGAUGAACUUCUUGAGAUGUUCAAGUACAGCAAGUACAAGGAGCAUUUCAUCAACCAAAGAGUCCCCGAAGGAACCAAGAGCACUGUUUACCGAUGCGGCCCCCUCAUCGAUUUGUGCCGAGGCCCUCACGUCCCCCACACUGGCAACAUUAAGGCCUUCUCUGUGCUCAAGAGCUCAGCUGCCUACUGGCUUGGCGACAGCAAGAACGAGUCGGUCCAGCGAAUCGCUGGUAUUUCUUUCCCCGACAAGAAGCAACUGGAGGAGUACAAGCACUUCCUUGCCGAGGCUGCGAAACGCAAUCACCGAAAGAUCGGCCAAGACCAGAAGCUCUUCUUCUUCGACGAAGCCUCUCCCGGUUCCACCUUCUUCCUGCCACACGGUGUACGCAUUUACAACGCCCUCGUGGACUUGAUCAAGGGCGAAUACCGAACCCGCGGUUUCGACGAGGUUAUGACUCCCAACAUGUACAAGUCCGACCUGUGGAAGGUCUCUGGUCACUGGGGACAUUAUGAGGAGAACAUGUUCACCUUCGAUGUCGAGAAGGAGCGUUAUGGCCUGAAGCCCAUGAACUGCCCCGGUCACUGCAAGAUCUUCUCACACGCCGAUGUCAACUACAAGGAUCUGCCAUGGAGGAUGGCCGACUUUGGAGUGCUGCACCGAAACGAAUUCUCGGGUGCCCUCUCUGGACUCACCCGAGUUCGCCGUUUCCAGCAGGAUGAUGCCCACAUCUUCUGCACCGUCGACCAGAUCCGAGAUGAGAUUGAGGGAGCCUUUGACUUCCUGAACAGUGUCUACGGUGUCUUUGGCUUCUCGUUUAAGCUGAAGCUCUCCACCCGCCCAGAGAAGUACGUUGGUGACAUCGCCACUUGGGACCUAGCCGAGAAGAAGCUUGAGGAGGCCCUGAACUCCUUCGCUCAGAAACACGAUGCCAAGUGGGAGAUGAACCCCGGUGACGGUGCGUUCUACGGCCCCAAGAUCGACAUCACUCUGUACGAUGCUCUCCGCCGAGACCACCAGUGCGGUACCAUUCAGUUGGACUUUAACCUUCCGCGACGAUUCAAGCUUCGAUACUUGGCAGGCAAGGAUGAGAGUGGCGUCAGUGACGGCAGCGAUCCCUCGGAGGACCUACCUGCCGGAUACGCUCGCCCAGUCAUGAUCCACCGAGCCAUCAUGGGUAGCUUUGAGCGCAUGUUUGGUGUGCUCACCGAGCACUUUGCUGGAAAGUGGCCGUUCUGGCUGAGCCCCCGCCAGAUCCUCGUUGUUCCCGUCAUGCCGGCAGCCAACGAGUAUGCCCAGGAGGUGCGAGACAUCUUCCAGAAGAAGGGAAUGUAUGCCGAUGCGGAUCUGAGCAGCAACACUUUCCAGAAGAAGAUCCGUACUGGCCAGCUGGAGCAGUACAACUUUAUUUUUGUGGUUGGUGCCGAGGAGGCCAGCAGUCGCACCCUUAACAUCCGAAACCGAGACGACCAAGCCACCCAGACCAAGGGCUCGUUGGUCCCUGUCGAAGAGGCGCUUGAGAAACUUAGCCAGCUUAAGACUGACCGAGGCUUGGUAAACAAGAUCUAA